AUGGCGUGCAUCAAAGGGGUGAAUCGAUCGGCGUCGGUGGCGCUGGCGCCUGACGCGCCGUACCUGGCGGCCGGGACCAUGGCCGGCGCCGUUGAUCUGUCCUUUAGCUCGUCCGCAAAUCUCGAGAUAUUCAAGCUCGAUUUUCAGUCCGACGAUUGGGAACUGCCUCUCGUCGCCGAGUGCCCGAGUUCCGACCGCUUCAACCGUCUCACGUGGGGGAAGAACGGUUCUGGUUCCGAUGGAUUCGCUCUCGGCCUCGUUGCCGGUGGAUUGGUGGAUGGCAACAUUGACAUCUGGAAUCCUCUCACCCUGAUCCGAAAUACGGUUCGUGGUCUUGAGUUUAAUGUCAUUGCACCAAAUCUUCUUGCAUCCGGGGCUGAGGAUGGUGAAAUUUGCAUAUGGGAUUUGGUCAAUCCUUCUGAGCCUACACAUUUCCCACCACUAAAGAGUACUGGCUCUGCUUCCCAGGGAGAAAUUUCAUUCUUAUCUUGGAACAGUAAAGUCCAACACAUAUUAGCUUCUACUUCAUAUAAUGGAACCACAGAUUCAGUUAGAAGGCGGUGUUCUGUUUUGCAGUGGAAUCCCGAUGUUGCCACACAACUUGUCGUUGCAUCAGAUGAAGAUGGCUCUCCUUCUUUGAGGCUUUGGGAUAUGAGGAACAUAAUUUCACCGAUAAAGGAGUUUGUGGGACACACUAGAGGUGUAAUUGCAAUGUCAUGGUGUCCCAAUGAUAGCUCUUAUUUGCUUACCUGUGGUAAAGAUAGCCGAACUAUAUGCUGGGACAUGAUUUCCGGAGAGAUUGCCUAUGAAUUGCCAGCUGGGACCAACUGGAAUUUUGAUGUGCAUUGGUAUCCUAAGAUACCUGGAGUAAUAUCAGCAUCUUCCUUCGAUGGAAAAAUUGGCAUAUAUAAUAUUAAGGGUUGCCGUCAGAAUAGUACUGGGGAAAAUGAUUUUGGUGCAGUACCGCUGAGAGCACCAAAAUGGUAUAAACGUCCUGCUGGUGUGUCUUUUGGCUUUGGAGGCAAACUUGUGUCGUUUCAUCCCAGGGCAUCUUCUGCAGGUUCUCCUGCUGGUGCUUCUGAGGUUUAUGUGCAUAAUUUGGUCACUGAAAAUGGUCUCGUGACUCGUUCUUCUGAAUUUGAAGCGGCAAUACAGAAUGGGGAGAGGUCUUUAUUGAGGGUUUUAUGUGAUAAAAAAUCUCAGGAAUCAGAAUCUAUGGAGGAAAGAGAAACAUGGGGCUUUUUAAAGGUUAUGUUUGAAGAUGAUGGGACUGCACGGACAAAACUUCUUUCACAUCUUGGUUUCAAUGUACCUAGUGAAUCAAAAGACACAGUUAAUGAUGAUCUUUCUCAAGAUGUAAAUGCACUUGGAGUCGAGGAUGCAACUGUUGACAAUGCUGGACAGGCCACUAAUGAAACCUCUAUGUUCUCUAUUGAUAAUGGGGAGGAUUUCUUUAACAAUCUCCCCAGUCCUAAAGCUGAUACCCCUUUAUCUACUUCUGCUGGCAACUUUGUUGCAGAAAAUGCCAAUGGUUCCGAGAAAAUUCAAGAUGAUGCAGAAAUGGAGGAGAGCAGUGACCCUUCAUUUGAUGAUAGUGUUCAGCAUGCUUUAGUUGUUGGGGACUAUAAGGGUGCAGUUAUGCAAUGCAUUUCUGCAAAUAAAUGGGCUGAUGCAUUAGUUAUUGCUCAUGUUGGGAAUGCUUCCUUAUGGGAAAGUACACGUGAUCAAUACCUUAAGAUGGUUCGAUCACCAUACUUGAAGAUUGUAUCAGCAAUGGUGAGCAAUGAUCUCUUGAGCUUAGUGAACACUCGGCCUCUGAAAUUCUGGAAAGAAACCCUUGCUCUUCUUUGUAGUUUUGCUCAGAGAGAUGAAUGGACUAUGCUUUGUGAUACACUUGCUUCAAAACUCAUGGGGGCUGGCAAUACAUUGGCUGCAACUCUGUGUUAUAUAUGCGCUGGAAAUAUUGAUAAAACUGUUGAAAUUUGGUCAAGGAGCCUGUCAAAUGAAUACGAGGGGAAAUCUUAUGUAGACCUUCUUCAGGAUUUAAUGGAAAAGACUAUUGUUCUUGCCUUGGCAACUGGGCAGAAGCGGUUUAGUGCUUCCCUGUGCAAGCUUGUUGAGAAAUAUGCUGAAAUUUUGGCUAGUCAAGGGCUAUUGACUACAGCAAUGGAGUAUUUAAAACUUCUGGGUUCUGAAGAACUGUCACCUGAGCUUACGAUUUUAAAAGAUCGAAUUGCACUUUCUACAGAACCUGAGAAAGACUUCAAAACCACUGCUUUUGAAAAUGCUCGAGUACAAAGUGGGUCCUAUCAUGGUGCCGAUAACUCCAAUUAUAAUAGAAAUUAUUAUCAGGAGUCAAUAUCCACUCAAGUGCAGCAUGGUGUUUCUGGAAUUCAAUAUCCUGAAAGCUAUCAACAGCCAUUUGAUCCUAGAUAUGGAAGAGGUUAUGGUGCUGCUACUCCACCGCAGCAAUCUCAACAGCCUAAUUUGUUUGUUCCACCACAGGCUACUCAAGUUGUACAAACUCCCCAGCUGAAUUUCUCAAACACUGCUGUUGCACCACCUCCUUUGAGAACUUUUGAUCCUCAAACUCCUCCCGUGCUAAGAAAUGUGGAGCAAUAUCAGCAGCCCACAUUGGGUUCUCAGUUGUACAAUACAACCACCAAUCCACCUUACCAGCCUACACCCUCUGCUACAUCACAAGUGGGCUUGGUUCAUGGCCACAACCUGUCACAAGUUGCGGCCCCUACCCCAAAUCCGAUGGGAUUCAUGCCAGUCUCCAGUUCUGGUGGUGUCCAAAGACCUGGGGUGGGAUCAGUACAACCUCCCAGUCCCCCUCAAGUGCAACCUGUGCAACCAGUUGCUGCACCACCAGCUCCACCUCCUACCCUGCAGACUGCUGAUACUUCAAAAGUACCUGGGCAUCAAAUGCCAAUUGUCACAACAUUGACAAGACUCUUCAACGAGACAUCAGAUGCUCUGGGGGGUUCCCGUGCAAACCCAGCCAAGAGGAGGGAGAUAGAAGACAACUCAAAGAGACUUGGUGGGUUGUUUGCCAAGUUGAAUAGUGGAGACAUAUCCAAAAAUGCUUCUGAUAAGCUCCUUCAGCUUUGUCAGUCAUUAGACAAUGGUGAUUUUGGUACUGCCCUACAAAUCCAGGUUCUUCUUACUACUACCGAGUGGGAUGAAUGCCAGUCCUGGUUAGGUUCACUCAAGCGGAUGAUCAAGACAAGGCAGAGCGUGAGACUAAGUUAA
Molecule: messenger RNA, 3255 nt
Organism: Sphenostylis stenocarpa
Lineage: Eukaryota; Viridiplantae; Streptophyta; Magnoliopsida; Fabales; Fabaceae
Source: the annotation of a GenBank genome assembly